AUUUUAUUAUAUAAUAAAAACGUUGACACAGAAGUAGAUGUGUGCGGGGAGAGAGAGGGGAUAGCCAUAGAAUCUAUUAGGCUAUUAGCUACCGCACCGAUGUAUCAUAUAAACAUGGCAAUACACGACUCUUGCCCCUGAUCCUGAUUCUACCAUCGAUUGUUUUAUCUUCUCGUCGGCUUUUCACACCUUGGUUCCUUCGUAGAUCUGCUUUUGAUCGGCUCAUCGAAUUGGGUUCUUCAGCUGGAUGUUUUCCGUGGGUUUUCUCCGAUCUUCCUGUUUUUGCUGUUUGUGAGGAAGUGAGUGGGAAGUGUUUUGCAUGGGUGACGAUGCCAGAAUUGCGUAGCGGAGCACGGAGAUCAAAGCGGCUUGUUGAUCUCCAGCCUGCCCCUCAGCCUGUUAAUCAAGAAGAGAACUUUGUUACACCUGCUCAGAAUAGAACCAGAAGGAGGGGAAGAGGGGGAGGCAAUGCAGCUGCUGUAGGAAAGGGACCUUCAGCUGCUACACCCGCUAGACCUACUGCUGCUGGUAGAGGCAGGGGACUUAGGUUGAUAGAUUUGGAUCCAGAGCCACCUUGUGAGGCUCUUCCUCAAGCUGUUGGUGUUGGGGCUGGAGAACCGGCUUUCAAUAGAGUGGAGGGUGUUGCGGAUAAGGAAAUCCCAAUGGACGGUGGAAGCGCAGAUAAAGUAAUGGGUGUUGAAGAGGAAGCGGGUACAACUCCAGUGCCUGAAAGGGUACAAGUGGGAAAUUCGCCGAUGUAUAAGACGGAAAGGAAAUUAGGUAAGGGUGGAUUUGGCCAAGUUUAUGUUGGUCGAAGAGUAAGUGGUGGGACGGAUAGAACUGGACCAGAUGCUAUCGAGGUUGCCUUGAAGUUUGAACACCGAAAUAGUAAGGGUUGCAAUUAUGGCCCCCCAUAUGAGUGGCAGGUUUACAACACUCUGAAUGGAUGCUAUGGGAUUCCAUGGGUUCACUACAAGGGCCGUCAGGGAGAUUUUUACAUUCUGGUCAUGGAUAUGCUUGGUCCUAGUCUUUGGGAUGUCUGGAAUUCAUUAGGACAAUCGAUGUCUCCAAAUAUGGUUGCUUGCAUUGCUGUGGAGGCUAUCUCAAUUCUUGAAAAGCUCCAUAUGAAGGGGUUUGUGCAUGGAGAUGUGAAGCCAGAAAACUUUUUACUCGGUCAGCCUGGAACAGCUGAUGAGAAAAAGCUAUACCUUAUUGAUUUGGGUUUGGUCCGCUAUGGUUUUAUGUACAUGUGGGAUGCAGCUUCAAGGUGGAAAGAUUCUUCAUCUGGUCAGCAUGUCGAGUAUGACCAGAGGCCAGAUAUAUUUAGAGGCACAAUAAGGUAUGCAAGUGUGCACGCACACUUGGGUCGUACAGGAAGUAGAAGGGAUGAUCUUGAAUCACUGGCAUACACCUUGAUAUUUCUAAUAAAAGGAAGGUUGCCUUGGCAAGGCUAUCAGGGAGAUAACAAGAGCUUUCUAGUAUGUAAAAAGAAAAUGAGCACUUCUCCAGAGUUAAUGUGUUGCUUUUGCCCUGCCCCGUUCAAACAGUUCCUCGAGACUGUUACUAAUAUGAAGUUUGAUGAGGAACCAAAUUAUUCUAAGCUGAUAUCUUUCUUUGAUAGUCUCAUUGAACCAUGCACGUCACUGAGGCCUAUAAGAAUUGAUGGUGCUCUGAAGGUUGGGCAAAAGCGUGGAAGGUUGCUCAUUAACUUGGAAGAAGAUGAGCAACCAAAGAAGAAAGUUCGACUCGGUAGCCCUGCUACUCAAUGGAUUUCGGUCUAUAAUGCACGCCGUCCAAUGAAACAAAGAUACCACUACAAUGUGGCGGAUUCAAGACUUCGUCAACAUGUGGAGAAGGGGAACGAAGAUGGCUUGUAUAUUAGCUGUGUGGCAUCUGCUGCCAAUCUUUGGGCCUUGAUCAUGGAUGCCGGAACAGGUUUCAGUUCUCAGGUGUAUGAGCUUUCAGCAGUGUUUCUUCAUAAGGAUUGGAUCAUGGAACAGUGGGAGAAUAACUAUUAUAUCAGUUCUAUAGCUGGUGCAGCUAAUGGAAGUUCAUUAGUGGUUAUGUCUAAAGGAACUCCAUAUACUCAGCAGUCAUAUAAAGUUAGUGAGUCAUUUCCAUUCAAGUGGAUUAAUAAAAAGUGGAAGGAAGGUUUCCAUGUCACAUCAAUGACUACUGCUGGAAGUCGAUGGGGUGUUGUGAUGUCUAGAAAUUCUGGAUAUUCUGAACAGGUUGUAGAGCUUGAUUUUCUGUACCCAAGUGAGGGAAUACAUAGGAGAUGGGAAAGUGGGUAUAGAAUAACGGCAAUGGCUGCCACUACUGAUCAAGCUGCCUUCAUACUUAGCAUACCCAGACGGAAGAUGAUGGAUGAGACUCAAGAGACUCUUCGCACGUCUGCAUUCCCCAGUACCCAUGUAAAGGUAGGAGAAGUGGUCCAAGAAUCUCUACAUUGCCUCUAUAUGUUAUGGCCGUACUGUUUGCUGAUGCUGUGUUGUAUCAUUCUGUAUUUUACCUUGAGAUGCAAUACUUUUGAAAGCUGAGUGAGAAUAGACGAUGGGCCGAAGAAAGAAAAAGGUGAUCGUGUCUCAAACUUGUUGCCUUAAGCUGUGAAAUAUUUGUCUUGUUCGUGCAAAAUGAACAAAGACCCUUUUGGAGAACGAACAGUCAAACAAGUGAAACUGAAGUUGUGUUGUGUCGAGGUUUAUCAGUGGCGCAUGGAGUAGUAGCGGGGAAUGCUGUUCCCAUAACCAUGCGUCACUUUACAUUUCAACUUUUUUAUUAAAUGACUUAAGUGUGCCGUUGACUCUCUUGGUCGUCUAUAUGAUGGAUGAUUUUAUUAACUUUAUAAGUUGCUACAGCCGACUUAAGUCAACUUAACUAAACAUUAGAUCAUUACAAGUUAACGCAAAUG
Messenger RNA from Striga asiatica, 2911 nucleotides. The record is from the annotation of a GenBank genome assembly. Lineage: Eukaryota; Viridiplantae; Streptophyta; Magnoliopsida; Lamiales; Orobanchaceae.